Messenger RNA from Diaporthe amygdali, 936 nucleotides. RefSeq lists its product as uncharacterized. The transcript has a single exon. Lineage: Eukaryota; Fungi; Ascomycota; Sordariomycetes; Diaporthales; Diaporthaceae. The coding region runs from base 1 to 936 and encodes 311 amino acids. The record is from RefSeq and is a predicted model, not a curated record.
AUGGAGCAACAGAUCAUAUUAGUGACUGGCGCCACUGGGACCCAAGGCGGGGCUACUGUCAGGUCUCUUGCUCAGCGAGGAUGCCGGGUUCGAACUCUGGUUCGGUCGAGCACCUCAGCUGCAUCAAAGGAACUAGAGAAGUCAGGCGUCGAAGUAAUGGUCGGAGAUUUUGAUGAUAUUCCUUCCCUGGAACGUGCAAUUAAAGGUGUUUCUGCCAUCUAUCUCAACGUGUCUCCGUCAUUCGAAGACUCUGAGGCAGAAAUUCGGCACGCCAACAAUAUUAUUACGGUAGCAACUCGGGCAGACAGCAGUGUGCAGACGCUGGUCUACAGCACCACAAUCUUGACCGGAAAGCACGGCACUUUUCCGGGCUGGGAUACAUGGAAUGACUUUGCACGGCAAUACUGGCUCAGCAAGGCGGCCAACGAGAACCGUGUUAGGACAUGCGGUGUUCCCAAUUGGACCAUUCUUCGUCCAUGCACCUUCAUGUCCAACUAUCUGCAACCUCUGGCCUCCUUUUUCUUCCCUGAGCUACUUCCAAAAGGCAUAUUACGCACGGCACUGACCGCGAAGACUCCCACAAUGCUGAUCAGCCCGGACGAUGUCGGUCGCUUCGCCGCCGCGGCCCUCACUCAGCCGGAUCGUUUCCAUGGGCAUGAGAUCGAUCUGGGUGCCGAGGCACUCACGCCACCUCAGAUCACUGCUGCACUGGCAGCGGCUUCGGGGCGCAAUGUGGAAGCCCAGUACAUUCCAAGGGACGAGGCCGAGAAGCUGAUCCCCAAGAGCCAUAUCAUUGCUGCCCAGACAUAUUUCAACGAGAGAAGUGCGCAGAUGAAUGCAGUGGCUUUACAGAAUCGUUGGGGGAUCAAGCUCUCGAGCUUCGAACAGUUCUUGAAACUGCACCGGAAGGAAGUUGAGAAGUCCUUUGCAAUCUGA